CCCUUCAGUCUGAGGGCUGACGCUCUAACCUCUAAGCCAAAUCAGCUUGGGAUACUUUUUUUUUUUUUUAAUAAGGUAUUAUACUUUCAUAAUUCAAAACCUGCAGAACUAUUUGCUUAGAUUUACUGGGACUUACAGUUGAAAUCAAAACCCUUUCCAUAUCUUUGGCAUUAAUUUUUGUAUUUUUUUCCAUUUCCCAGUAAUUUCUCAUGGGGGAAAACAUAAAAACAUUUUUACACUUGCAAAAUAGCCCAAACAAGUAUCUAUUUCAACCACAGCAAUAACCCUAUUUCAACCAAAACAGAUGUUUUCUUUUCAAAGCAAAUAGGUAGAUGUUUUUAAAAAAGAGAAAAGAUAAAUGAUACAAUUAGAAUUUGACUUAGAAAUGUUAGCUGGAUAUCAUAGUCUAUUUAUUAUAUGUUCUGUCACUUAAUUCUAGCUUAAUUCCCUUUCCUGGUUUAUAGGAGAUGGUCCUUUUCCUGGUUUGAUUGAUAUGUUCGGUGAUGGAGGGUUAAAUGAAUCUCGAGCGAGUCUCCUGGCUUGUCGAGGUUUUGCUACUCUGGCUUUGCCGUUUUUUGGCUAUGAAGAUCUACCUCCAAUCAUGAAGGACUUAAAUUUAGAUUACUUUGAGGAGGCAGCUAAAUUUGUGCAAAGUCAUCCAAAGGUCAAAGGUCCAAACAUUGGAGUGAUUGGCUCUGGCAAAGGGGCAGAGUUGGCGCUUUCCAUGGCUAGCUUUCUCCCAAAUAUAGCUGCGGUUGUGAGCAUCAAUGGCUGCAUCUCUAACACAGCCACUGCCCUUACAUGUGGUGGAUUAAUCCUGCCAGGACUGCCUUUUAACCUGGACAGAAUCUCUGCUACCAGUUCAGGGGUAUAUGAUGUUAAAGAAGCCCUGGAGGACCCCUUGGAUCCAGCCUAUCAGAAAAGCCGUAUCCCCCUGGAAAAAGCCAGUGCCCAUUUCCUUUUUAUCGUUGGAGAGGAUGACAGGCAUUGGAAGAGCUCUGUGUAUGCUGACAUAGCUGGGAAGCACCUCACAGAGCAUGGGAAGACAAAUUUCACUCUUUUAAGCUACCCUAAUGCCGGCCACAGAAUAGAUCCCCCUUACAGCCCUUUUUUCUCUGCAGCCCUGGACCCUGUAUUGGGGGUGCCUGUUUUGGGAGGUGGGCAGCUCAAAGCUCACGCUAUUGCUCAGAUUGAGUCUUGGAAGAAGAUCUUGGAGUUUUUGCACUUGCAUCUAGGGUAACGACUUACAAACUAGAUAGUCAAAUUUAGAAUAUGCUCAGAACAAAUUAGGGGACAGAUGAAUAUAUCUGACAAAUGAAGACGGAGAUCUGGACUUCUCAUGGCAUCUGCAGGCUUUUAAAAGAAGUAAAAAAACUCACUUCAAUUUCAUCAGAGCCUGCAGCUUUGGUACUAUUCAUGUUUUUCCACGUUUGGUUUGUUUGAGCUUGAACUCAAGGUCUGCAACAAGAGCUAGUGGAUCCGAAGCCGUACUCUCUGGUGAACAGCUUUUGGAAUCUAUUUUGUCAUUUUGCAGGGUUUGAAAGAACAAAGAAAGGAUCCAAGUUAUAUAAUUCUUUUUUCUUUCCUUGUCUGAAUUUUUUAUUUUAAUCC
This is a messenger RNA of Miniopterus natalensis, 1611 nucleotides long. RefSeq names its product acyl-coenzyme A thioesterase 1-like. The record is from RefSeq and is a predicted model, not a curated record. Gene Ontology annotation, biological process: acyl-CoA metabolic process; fatty acid metabolic process. Gene Ontology annotation, molecular function: fatty acyl-CoA hydrolase activity. Lineage: Eukaryota; Metazoa; Chordata; Mammalia; Chiroptera; Miniopteridae.